AACAAAUUGUUCAACAUGGCGGCUGCGAUAAAAGCUCUGAACGCAAAGAUACGGUCUAAUCCGGUCUCUAACUACCUAUGCUCCACUCACUUCUGGGGCCCUGCCUCAAACUUUGGUAUUCCUAUCGCCGCAGUUAUGGAUACGCAAAAAGACCCUGAAUAUAUCUCGGGACCUAUGACCGUCGCUUUGAUGGGAUACUCUGCUGUCUUCAUGCGCUAUGCUCUCGCAGUUACCCCAAGGAAUUACCUCCUCUUCGGCUGCCAUGUCGUCAACUUCAGCGCACAAACGACGCAGGGAUACAGAUAUGCGAACUGGUGGAACUUUGGCGGACGGGAAAAGGCUAUGGAGGAGAGGGCAAAGAGCGGCAUUGAUGCCGCCGUGAACACUGCGAAGGAGACUGCAAGCGAUGCCUCUGCAAAGAUCAAGGGUGCUGCGAAUGACGCCAGUGCUAAGGCACAUGAGGCUGUUGAUAAGAUUGUAGGGAAGAAAUAAGUGUGGAUUAUAUAGACUUAGGACAGGGAAAUCCUCAACUGAACUCAUCUAUCUCACAUCUUAUAACGGUAUAAGGACACAUUCACUAUCGUCUUUCAAUCAGUUUUUGUCGUUCUUCUUCCCAUUUUGACCUACUCAGACGUGUUGACUCAUAUAGGGUUUUACACCCCUUUAGGCUGCUGUUAUCGAAC
Messenger RNA from Pseudovirgaria hyperparasitica, 683 nucleotides. RefSeq names its product UPF0041-domain-containing protein. The transcript has 4 exons. The coding region runs from base 16 to 492 and encodes 158 amino acids. The record is from RefSeq and is a predicted model, not a curated record. NCBI's taxonomy places the organism in Eukaryota, Fungi, Ascomycota, Dothideomycetes, Acrospermales, Acrospermaceae. Gene Ontology annotation, biological process: pyruvate import into mitochondria. Gene Ontology annotation, cellular component: mitochondrial inner membrane.